Molecule: messenger RNA, 1737 nt
Organism: Protobothrops mucrosquamatus (brown spotted pit viper)
Lineage: Eukaryota; Metazoa; Chordata; Lepidosauria; Squamata; Viperidae
Gene: SLC17A7
Product: solute carrier family 17 member 7
Exons: 12
Coding region: 1-1737 (578 amino acids)
Biological process (GO): transmembrane transport; synaptic transmission, glutamatergic; neurotransmitter loading into synaptic vesicle
Cellular component (GO): synaptic vesicle membrane; excitatory synapse
Molecular function (GO): L-glutamate transmembrane transporter activity; neurotransmitter transmembrane transporter activity
Source: RefSeq, a predicted model, not a curated record
AUGGAGUUUCGAAAAGAAGAGUUUAAGAAGUUGACUGGAAGGACCUUGGGGCAGAUAAACAGAAUUCUAGAACGGAAGCAGCCCGGCGGGGAGACCAUCGAGCUGACAGAAGAGGGGCGGCCUGUUGAAGUGACCGAGAAGACCCAGCCCGUCAUAGACUGCACUUGCUUUGGCCUGCCUCGCCGUUACAUCAUUGCCAUCCUCUGCGGUCUGGGUUUCUGCAUCAGCUUUGGCAUCCGAUGCAACCUGGGUGUGGCCAUUGUCAGCAUGGUUAAUAAUAACACCGUCUACGAAGGGGAUAAAGUCAUUGUGAAGAAAGCUGAGUUCAACUGGGAUCCAGAGACAGUAGGCAUGAUCCACGGGUCAUUCUUCUGGGGUUACAUCGUCACUCAGAUCCCAGGGGGGUUCAUAGCACAGAAAUUUGCAGCUAACAGGGUUUUUGGCUUUGCCAUUGUGGCAACCUCUACUUUGAACAUGCUGAUUCCCUCAGCUGCUCGGGUCCAUUUUGGCUGUGUGAUGUUUGUGAGGAUCCUACAAGGGCUUGUUGAGGGAGUCACCUACCCAGCAUGCCAUGGUAUUUGGAGCAAAUGGGCACCCCCUUUGGAACGUAGCCGCCUGGCCACAACAGCUUUCUGUGGUUCUUAUGCAGGGGCGGUGGUGGCCAUGCCUCUUGCUGGGAUUCUAGUUCAAUAUUCAGGAUGGAGCUCUGUAUUCUACGUCUAUGGGAGCUUUGGUAUUUUCUGGUAUUUAUUCUGGCUGAUGGUUUCCUAUGAGAGUCCGGCCAAGCACCCAACCAUCACGGAGGAAGAGAGGAAGUACAUAGAGGAAAGCAUCGGAGAGAGCGCCACCCUGAUGAAUCCCCUGAUGAAAUUCAAAACUCCAUGGCGUCGGUUCUUCACAUCCAUGCCAGUGUAUGCCAUUAUUGUAGCCAAUUUUUGCAGAAGCUGGACAUUUUAUUUGCUCUUAAUCAGCCAGCCAGCCUAUUUUGAAGAAGUGUUUGGUUUUGAAAUCAGUAAGGUGGGGAUGCUUUCUGCUUUGCCCCACUUGGUUAUGACCAUCAUUGUACCCAUUGGAGGCCAAAUUGCCGACUUCUUGCGCUCGCGAAGACUUAUGACUACCACCAAUGUCCGCAAGAUGAUGAACUGUGGGGGGUUUGGCAUGGAGGCCACAUUGCUCUUAGUAGUUGGUUAUUCCCACAGCAGAGGGGUGGCGAUUUCUUUUCUCGUCCUGGCUGUGGGUUUCAGUGGCUUUGCUAUUUCAGGAUUCAAUGUCAACCAUUUAGAUAUUGCCCCCCGAUAUGCCAGUAUCUUGAUGGGCAUCUCCAAUGGUGUGGGGACCCUGUCAGGCAUGGUGUGCCCACUCAUUGUUGGAGCAAUGACUAAACAUAAGACACGAGAAGAAUGGCAGUAUGUUUUCCUCAUUGCCUCUCUAGUACAUUAUGGUGGUGUCAUCUUCUAUGGGAUUUUUGCUUCUGGGGAGAAGCAACCCUGGGCUGAGCCAGAAGAAUUGACUGAAGAGAAAUGUGGCUUCAUCAACGAGGAUGAACUGGCUGAUGAGGAAGAUGAAGCUGCCCGCGUGGGAGCAGGAGCAGGCGGCAGCGGUUAUGGGGCCACUAAAAGUACCAGUUUUGCCAAUGGAGGUUGGACGGCUGACUGGGACAAAAAGGAGGAAUAUAUACAGGAGCCUGGGAAAGAUUCCUAUAUGUAUGGUGUGCCAGAACAACGGGAUUUGUCAUAG